CGAGGCUUCCUCCUCCCCUUCACCGCUGACCUAUACUCGGGUGAACAUGGUUGAAGUGUCCGAGAGAACUUUGCAACUUGCCGUCGUUCUGUCUUUCACUUCGGGGGUCAUUAUCGGCUGGCAGGCAAACAUCCUGAGGAGGAGGUUCCUGGAUUGGAGGAAAAAGCGGCUGCAGUCGAAACUGAUCGAGACGCAGAAGAAACUGGAUUUAGCUUAAGUAGGGGACAGUGAAGGGCGCCUCAAUCCGCUGGGAUUUCUUUUCUCAAGACAAACAGGCCAAUAACAUGCAGAAGUAAAGACCUGAGAUGCCAGUAGUGACUGUGAAAAUACUGGUAGAAUCCGUUUUCUGAAGCAAUCAAGUGAAGCGGCACCUGUAGAAAAGACUCUUCUGUUUUGAACUCUGAUUCAGGAAUUGUUUACACAGAAAGCUGUUUUUGUUUUGAAUGUCUUUGAUUAUGCCCAAGAAGCAGAUUUGCUCCUCACUGUUUCUUAAUGUGCAAAAUAUUUAGUGACUUAAGGGUAAUUUGUAUCUACAUUUUAAAUGAGAUAAUGUUUCUAGUGCAAAAGCUGUAGGGAUAGGAACAAGUAAUGGCAAACUUUUAUUUCAGAGUGAGUUUCAAAAUAUUUUUCCCCUCUUAUAACAGUUGUGCUUUUUAACAUUUCAAGGAUAAAUAUUGGAAUGUCUUCAAGGGUAACACUUUUUUUUUUCUUACAUUGAUUUUGAGGAGAUCUUUAGAUUGUCCUGAACUAAAAGCAGCCAAAUUCAGCUGAUUUUGAACGUCUAUUUACUUUUGGGAAAGAUGCUGCCUAUGAUGAACUGUGGAAAAAAACAUUUUUUGUUGGGGGGGACAGUAAAUAAACAUUUAAUUUGGUAGUAUUUUAGUAGUGAGGCGUGCAUAAACAUAGAAUUAGCUCUAUAAGCAUAAAGUGGAUAUUUGGGGUUCAGUCAACCAGACCGUUUUAAGAGGAAAUUAGAUGGGCAACUGAAAAAUAAAUAAAAAUCUAAAAAUUAUACACAGAGAAAGCAUAAAAUGAGAUUGGAGAAGAUGACUCCAUAUGGAGCUAGAAGCAGCAUUGUCAUGAUGGAGUGAAAUGACUACAGUAUUGUCUUGCAUAAGUGGGGCAUUUUGCAGGCACUACUAGUGUAAUUCCAGCCAUACCAGGAAUUUUAGCAUAAAUUUGGAGUGAUGAGCUCCAAGUUUCUCUUUGCAUGUUUUGCACUGGUUAUUCUUUUUAUAUCUUUUUAAGUCAAUUUAUGCAGGUAUACAUAUUUCAUUGUCAUAAUCAAUGGGUUUGGGGUGGAGUUUGGGUUCAGAAUUUUCAUUGCAAAGUAUUAACCGGACUGAUUUUUUUUACUGCGUGGAAUACUAACCAAUGUGAAGAAAUCGCACCAGUUUGUUAACAAUACAAUGCUGUUUUUUUUCCUGCAAUACCUGUUUUAAUAAAGGUUGAUUAUUUGUACCACCUGCA
Stegostoma tigrinum is the source of this 1470-nucleotide messenger RNA. RefSeq names its product mitoregulin-like. Gene Ontology annotation, biological process: positive regulation of mitochondrial membrane potential. Bases 47 to 217 code for a protein of 56 amino acids. Gene Ontology annotation, cellular component: mitochondrial inner membrane. The transcript has 2 exons. The record is from RefSeq and is a predicted model, not a curated record. NCBI's taxonomy places the organism in Eukaryota, Metazoa, Chordata, Chondrichthyes, Orectolobiformes, Stegostomatidae.